UUCUAAAUUCUAACAUCCUUCCAAACACUAGCAUUUACAAUAUUAAAUAAGAUAUUUAAAUUUUCGUUUGAGACAGGACAUUAUUAUAGGUAUAAUAUAAUUUAACUAGAUAAAUAUCUCUUUUAUAUACCCUUUUGUAACUGUCGGUUAAAAUUAAAGUUAACUCCAAAUUGGUUGGCCUUUUUACAUUUAAUUAAUGUUCAUAUCUAUAGAGGCCAAUGCUCUAAAUAUUAUCAUUAUGUAAUUACAUUCCACAAUAGUAUAUCCUUAGUUUAUAUUAUUAUGAUAGUUAUGUAAAGAAAUUACUUUAUACGAAGAAACGACAAAUAGAAAUAGUUUGCUUGAAAAUGUCUUACCUAACGUCCGCGUCUCUGUGUUUUUUGUUGUGUACUUAUGCACUUGCGGAUAAAAGUUUGAAUGAAGUUUUAAUGAAUGGCGAUUACGAUUUUAUCGAUUUAACAUAUCCAUUUGAUAAUCAAACGAUCUAUUGGCCUGGUAGUCAAGAAUUUCAAUUUACAAAGAAAAUUGCAAUGUUUCAACGCGAUGGGUCAUGGUACGCCGCGAAUGACUUUACCGCUGGCGAGCAUGGUGGUACCCAUAUCGAUGCUCCUUACCAUUUUUCGGUCAACGGUCAGCAAGUUGGACAGAUUCCACUCAACAAGCUUAUAAUACCACUUAUAAUUGUGGAUAUAGCUUCUAAGGUAAAUGAUGAUCCAAAUUUCGUUCUCUACAAGCAUCACUUGGAUUACAUGUUGAACGACAACAUGGGCAAACCAUGUUUGAUAAUUUUUAAAUUUGGUUGGAGCAAAUUCUCUUGGGAUAAGAAGAAAUAUUUGGGAAUAAAUAAUGAACAAUUAAAUUUCCCAGGUCUGAGCGCCGAAGUGGCUGAAUGGAUAGUUUCGAGUUAUAAAAAUGUGGUCGGCGUAGGCGUUGAUGUGGCCUCCGUCGAUCCCGGAUCAAGUACUGAUUUCCCUGUACACAAUAUACUGUUGAGAGCAGGGCUUUACAAUAUUGAAAAUGUUUAUUUCGAGCGACCUGUCCCAGAUCAUGGUUGCACGGCGUUAGUGAUGCCUAUGAAAAUUGCGAAAGGCAGUGGAGCGCCGCUUCGAUUGGUUGCAAUAUGUCCGAAAAACAAACCUGAAUUGUUUUAGGAUUUGAAUACUAUAAAAAAUAAUACAUUGUAUAAUACCACUACGAAUACGACUUUUACUAAAGGCAGAUUAUAUAAAAGACGCUUACCACAUCUGCAUCCGCAAAAAUGAACAUUUGAGGCGAGGGAAGUA
Molecule: messenger RNA, 1283 nt
Organism: Papilio machaon (common yellow swallowtail)
Lineage: Eukaryota; Metazoa; Arthropoda; Insecta; Lepidoptera; Papilionidae
Product: kynurenine formamidase
Exons: 5
Coding region: 348-1151 (267 amino acids)
Molecular function (GO): arylformamidase activity
Source: RefSeq, a predicted model, not a curated record